This is a messenger RNA of Venustampulla echinocandica, 1764 nucleotides long. RefSeq names its product Zn2 DNA-binding protein. Lineage: Eukaryota; Fungi; Ascomycota; Leotiomycetes; Helotiales; Pleuroascaceae. Gene Ontology annotation, molecular function: zinc ion binding; RNA polymerase II cis-regulatory region sequence-specific DNA binding; DNA-binding transcription factor activity, RNA polymerase II-specific. The record is from RefSeq and is a predicted model, not a curated record. The transcript is spliced from 5 exons. Gene Ontology annotation, biological process: regulation of transcription by RNA polymerase II; DNA-templated transcription. The coding region runs from base 1 to 1764 and encodes 587 amino acids. Gene Ontology annotation, cellular component: chromatin.
AUGUUCCGUGUCGGAAAUGUAAAGAGUUUGGGCGCGCAUGCGUCAAGACGCGCUCUUCUGCAGGUCAGUUACCGUCACCGUGUUUCGGGGUGGGGGAUUUUGCGCGCGGAAUAUCUGCUGAUAUAUAACCCUUUCCUUACAGCCGCCUCGAGCCCUGACAACCCUUCCCCAAGUGGCUCGCGGUCCACCCCGGAUAUUGGAGGUUCUGAUCGCAACUCCAUUGGCUUCCUUCUCAAUGGUGAGGGCGAACGGGAUUUCAUGCGGGAAUUUCCCAAGUCCACGACCCUGAGCCCGCCUAGCCAUGCUGCAGAAUACCAGAACUUGAUGAACAUCGCCGAGAGCAUUGAGCCUCCAGACAGAAGCAUAAGCCAAGCCCCGUCGGCAUAUGACGAAUAUGGACAGCUGCUCCCGGAAAAUAAUCUCAAUGCUAUGCUCAGUAACCUGGAAUUCGGGAAUUUUGAACGGCAGACGCAGAACUGGCAGAUGCCGGGAGAGAGCAUGAUCCCAUGGUCCGGCCCCGGCGUGCCCUUCUUGGAUCGUAACAUUCUUGAACAGAGAGCGUUUGAUAUCAGGGAGAAGUUGAGAUAUACGGCGGCCGCAAUAAACCCGCCAAACCCUGCCUCAAAAGAAGUGCUCGAUGCAAUCGAGCUGAUCACCGCAGAAAGAAUUGCUGUAAAUACCAAGUUGUACUUCCGGCACUGGCAUAAGCAUGCUCCCAUGGUCCACGAACCCUCGUUCAAUCCUUGUGUGGCUGCUUUGCCGCUGGUGUUGGCCGUGAUGAGCGUUGGCGGGAUGUAUUCAAAAGAAUCAGACGACGUUGAAAAGCUUAAGUUACUUUUGGACACGAUCGAAUGCUACGUCUUUUCUAUUCCAGGAAUAAGCGACGAAUAUGAUCUUCCAGGCCGCACGUACAUCGUACAAGGCGGAAACUCGUCCGCUGAUUGGCAGCAAUAUCAGAUGGAAGAGUUGCAAGGAGCCUAUCUUAUGAUUGUUUUGCAAUUCUGGACCGGAAAUCCCAUUGCCAGGAUAAGAGUUCGUCAGCAACGGUUCCAAAGGAUCGUCUCGAUAUUCCACCAUCUGGAAUUACAAGCCGUCCAGCAUUCACCGACUUUCCAAAUCACAGACCAGCAGUCAUUCCGCAGUUGGAUCCGAAAAGAGUCCUACAUCCGAACCGUUACGCUCGCAGUAAUGCUAGAUCAUUCAUUUGGCAUCUUCAACAACGUGUCACCGCGAUUCCAAUGGGCAGAGCUAGACCUCCCAUUUUCUAGUGACGACCGCUAUUUUAGCAUCGCGAAUUACGCUGAGUUACGAGCUCAAGGCUUAUACCCACAACUCAGGAUGAAGAUCAAAGAUGCAUUCCUCAUUCUCUUUUCUGCUCCAGACCGCGCGGACGAAGAACUGAAUAUCCUCCGUACAAGCAACCUCACUCCUUUUGAUAUGCAAAGCCUCAUUCAUUAUCUUUAUACCCACGUCUGGAAAUGCACCUUCUCGAACCCGCUAGUUAGCCUCCCAACAACCAACAUCCCAGAACUAGUUCUCCCUUUCAGGGCCGCGAUGCGCAACUGGCGCAUCGUCUGGGAUGAGAUACGACUGUCAGUCCCAGAAAGCGAGUGGAACAAGCUCGGAUUUCAAAGAACGGCAGAGACCUAUUUCGAUGCCGUGAAUUCGAUCCUAGACAUGUUCGAGAGGCGCAACGGCAAAUUCCCUCCACUCCCAAGUGAUUGCGAGAAGGGGACUCAUUUGAAGCGACUACUGAGUUUCUAA